CAAAAUGAACCAAGUCAAAGUGCUCGAUGACAACCGUCACUUCUUUUCCAUCACCAUCACCACGUUGGCCCUGCUGAGCUCCGCCCGAGCCUUACCGAGGACAGAUCGUCCCAUCCCUCCCAGCAAACCCUUCAUGUUCAUGUGGAACGCCCCGACUGAGCUGUGCGACAUCCGCUUCGGCAUGCCCCUCGACCUCUCCUACUUCCACUUUAUCAGCAGCACACUGAAGUCAGCAACCAACCAAAGCAUCUCCAUAUUCUACACCGACCGCUUUGGCAUCUUCCCUUACUUGGACGAACGCACCGGCAAGAGGUACAACGAGGGCCUGCCGCAGCUGAUAGACCUGCAGGAGCACCACAAGUUGGCCGAGGACGACAUCGAGUACUACAUCCCUGCCAACCAGCCUGGCUUUGCUGUGCUUGACUUUGAGGAGUGGAGGCCUCAGUGGAUUCGAAACUGGGGCAGCAAAGCCAUUUAUCGACAGGUUUCCAUUGAUGUGGUCCAGCAGAACAAUGUGUCGCUGUCUGAUGAGGAAGCAGGGAAGCAGGCGAAGUUCACAUUCGAACUUGCAGCCAAAAGGUACUUUAUUCGAUCCAUCCGCAUCGGGAAGAAUCUGAGACCCAACAGACUCUGGGGUUACUACCUGUACCCCGACUGCUACAACUACAACUACAAACAGAACAUGGUGGACUUCACCGGCGAGUGUCCCGCCAUCGAGAAGCGCCGGAACGACGAACUGCUCUGGCUCUGGAAGGAGUCCACAGCACUCUUUCCGUCCAUCUAUCUGGAGCUGGUGCUCAGAGACUCCCUUCAGGCCCGGCAGUUCGUGCGGCAUCGCAUGCAGGAAACCAUGAGGGUGUCGACGCUGCCCGACAAAUCCUACUCCAUCCCUGUCUAUCCCUACAUCCGCCCUGUGUACAAGGACAGCACCGACAACUACAUGUCAGAGUUCGAUCUGGUGAACACCAUCGGAGAAGCUGCUGCUCUUGGUGCCGCCGGCGUCAUUUCCUGGGGAGACAUGCAUGUCCCCGAAACUGAGGACACCUGCUUUGACGCUCGACGCCACCUGGAGGAGGUCAUGAACCCGUACAUGCUGAACGUCUCCAUGGCAACGCAACUCUGCAGCGAGGCGAUCUGUCAGGGCCAAGGACGCUGCGUGAGAAAGCGCUGGGACGAAGACGUCUUCCUCCACCUCGACCCCAGGCGUUACCAGAUCCUGCGGGAGCGACGCGGCGGCCCGCUGACCGUGAAGGGCGGCCUCUCCUCAGAUGACAUCAACUGGUUCGACCGCCACUUCGACUGCAUGUGCUACAGCGAGAAGCCGUGCAGAUCGGUGCUGAUAGUCAACGUCGUCCACGACGUCGUGUCCACCAUGAGGAGUCGAGGUGCCGACAGGCCCGAGCCCCUGCUGCUGGCGAUGAUCCUGCUCUGCCUGGAGCGUGUUGUGAUGUAAAGAUGCGAGAUGUGUGGUGGCAGGAAGUCAAAGGACAGUUUCAACGACAUUUCAGCUUCACUUCCUCAGUAACUUCCACCUGUUUGUCCAUUAAAGGUGUUUUUAAUUCAGUUUAGCCAAAUCUCUGUCUCAUUCGCACGACUUUCUCUCAGAAUAUGUGAGCAACUGCGGUGAGGUUUAACAUGUAUUAUUAAUAUUAUUGUUGUGGUUGUUGAUUGUUGUUCUUCGUCUUAUUAUUGUUAUCAUUAAGGUCUAAACAUAAAGUUUUGGCACUGCUGCCCAUAGAUAAAAAUAACAUAAAACAAAAUUUCACUUAACACAUACAAACAUGAUCAGUUCAAAGACCACAUGUGGACUCGUUCCAGAUCUUUCAACAGUUUGGAACAAAGAUUCAUAAUCCUUUUUAAUCUUGAACAGAAUUAUUCCGAUUUUGAAAUGCUUUUUUUCUCUGACACUCCUGAUAAAAUUCAUCUUGAAGGUUUUGUCUUUAAAAGAAUUUAGAUACCACAAGAUCAGGAUUACAGAGUUUACAGACUUUUGGAGUGACGGCUG
Molecule: messenger RNA, 2005 nt
Organism: Scatophagus argus
Lineage: Eukaryota; Metazoa; Chordata; Actinopteri; Scatophagidae
Product: hyaluronidase-5-like
Exons: 3
Coding region: 5-1453 (482 amino acids)
Biological process (GO): carbohydrate metabolic process; hyaluronan catabolic process
Cellular component (GO): acrosomal vesicle
Molecular function (GO): hyalurononglucosaminidase activity
Source: RefSeq, a predicted model, not a curated record